This is a messenger RNA of Strongylus vulgaris, 373 nucleotides long. Lineage: Eukaryota; Metazoa; Nematoda; Chromadorea; Rhabditida; Strongylidae. The record is from the annotation of a GenBank genome assembly.
CAGGUACCAUCCAACAAUUUUUUUUUGAGUUCUUGUAUUUUAAAAAAAAUUUAUCAAUCUAUAAUUUUCUCCACUAAAUCCAUGCAGGAUAUGCGAUCAGCUGAUCGGUCGCACUUUUCUUGCCACAAAUCAGCUACCACGCCUCAAAACCCUCAAGGUCAGCAAACUUCCACCACCGCAACGAAUUCCUUUAGCCCAACCUGGUAACGGGCAUCAACUACCAUUCUACAAGAUGCUCAAAGAGCGCAGUGCAUACGACAAAACUGCCAAAGCUUUUAUUCAACGAGAGAAGGCAGCUAAGGAGAUGUACGUAAAGUGUUUAUCACGAAGACUUUCCACGAGGUUUAAAAGUCUUAAAAAACCGAUUCUGUGA